AUGACAGAAACUACAAUUUUACCUGUUGGAUAUAGGUUUCGUCCAACAGAAGAAGAACUUUUAGUUCACUAUCUCAAUAACAAGCAUUUGAGAAAUGAUGCCGAGAUCAAGAACACUGUUUCCCAAAUUGAUCUUUAUAACUUUGAUCCUUGGGAUUUGCCAGAACAAUCGAAGGUGAAAUGGGAUGAUCAAGAAUGGUUUUUCUUCAAUGAAUUGAAACACAUAAAAAACAAGCGGUGUAACGGAAAAACUAACGCCGGUUAUUGGAAGAUCACCGGAAAAGAGCGGAUCGUCAAAAGAACAGGGAUAGACAAUAGCAACGUCGUGUUGAGCCGUGUAAUAAAGAAUGUUGAGAAAAGGGAAAAGAAGGUUAAGAGAAAAGCAAGCAACAUAAUCGAAGAGGAAGUAACAUGUGAAGAAGAUGAACCAUGCAGCGAAAUUACUGGCUAUGUUACCGAAGCAACUACAGAAGAUGCAAUAAUUCCUGAUGCAUGUGUUUCAUCCGAACCGCAAGCACCUCAAGAUGUUGACUAUGAAAUUCUUUCGUCGGAACAACAAUCUUCGGUGGCCCAUUCCGGUAAUGGAAGCAACAAUUCUCCGUUGCUUCCAUUUGAAGGUAUGUGGAAGCAAGAUGUCGAGAUGAACACGGAAUGUUUUUGA
Molecule: messenger RNA, 660 nt
Organism: Arachis duranensis
Lineage: Eukaryota; Viridiplantae; Streptophyta; Magnoliopsida; Fabales; Fabaceae
Product: NAC domain-containing protein 4-like
Exons: 4
Coding region: 1-660 (219 amino acids)
Biological process (GO): regulation of DNA-templated transcription
Molecular function (GO): DNA binding
Source: RefSeq, a predicted model, not a curated record